Molecule: messenger RNA, 2755 nt
Organism: Talaromyces stipitatus ATCC 10500
Lineage: Eukaryota; Fungi; Ascomycota; Eurotiomycetes; Eurotiales; Trichocomaceae
Product: beta-glucosidase, putative
Exons: 5
Coding region: 1-2571 (856 amino acids)
Biological process (GO): glucan catabolic process
Molecular function (GO): beta-glucosidase activity
Source: RefSeq, a predicted model, not a curated record
AUGCGAAACAGUUGGUUGAUUCCACUUGCUGCGGCAGCAGUUGCCGAAGGCAAGGCCUACUCUCCUCCCGCCUACCCUGCUCCCUGGGCCAGGGGUGCAGCCGAAUGGGCUGAGGCUCACGAAAGAGCUGUCGAGUUUGUCUCGCAAUUGACCUUGGCCGAAAAGGUCAACUUGACUACUGGUAUUGGAUGGGAAUCGGGACAAUGUGUUGGUAAUACUGGAAGUAUUCCCCGUUUGGGAUUCCGCAGUCUCUGCAUGCAAGAUUCACCUCUCGGUGUGAGAGAUACCGACUAUAACACAGCGUUUCCUGCUGGCGUCAAUGUUGCUGCUACCUGGGAUCUCGAUCUUGCCUACCUCCGUGGUCGAGCAAUGGCCGAAGAGCAUCGUGGCAAAGGCGUGGACGUGCAACUUGGCCCUGUUGCUGGUCCCCUGGGAAGAGUCCCAGAGGGUGGCCGUAACUGGGAAGGUUUUGCUCCCGACCCCGUGUUGACCGGCCAAUUGAUGGCAGGCACUAUUCAGGGCAUGCAAGAUGCGGGUGUUAUUGCUUGCGCAAAGCACUAUAUCGGUUAUGAACAAGAGCACUUCCGUCAGGGCUCCCAGGGAAACUUCACCGUCGCUGAUGCUAUCAGCGAGAACAUUGAUGACAAGACUAUGCACGAAUUGUACCUGUGGCCGUUUGCCGAUGCGGUCAGGGCCGGUGUCGGUUCUAUUAUGUGCUCUUACAAUCAAAUCAACAACAGCUAUGCCUGCUCCAACAGUUAUACUCUGAACCAUUUGCUCAAGGGUGAGCUCGAUUUCCAAGGAUUUGUCAUGACCGAUUGGAGCGGCCAGCACUCUGGUGUUGGCGACGCUCUUGCCGGAACUGACAUGGAUAUGCCCGGUGAUGUCGCUUUUGACAGCGGAACUGCUUUCUGGGGCACCAACUUGACAAUCGCUGUCCUCAAUGGCACUGUUCCCGAAUGGCGUAUUGACGACAUGGCUGUCCGCAUCAUGUCUGCUUACUACAAGGUUGGCCGCGAUCGUACUCAGGUUCCUAUCAAUUUUGCCAGCUGGACUUUGGACACUUACGGCAAUGAAUACUUCUACGCUGGCGAAGGAUAUAAGCAAAUCAACGAGCACGUUGAUGUUCGUGGUGACCACGCUCAGCUCGUCCGUGAGAUCGGCGCUGCCAGUACUGUUCUCCUCAAGAAUGUUGAUGGUGCCCUUCCCUUGACUGGCCAGGAGAAAUUCGUUGCAGUCUUCGGAGAGGAUGCUGGUUCUAACCCUGAUGGUGUUAAUGGCUGUUCUGACCGUGGCUGUGACAACGGUACCUUGGCUAUGGGAUGGGGUAGUGGUACGGCUAACUUCCCUUACUUGGUUACCCCUGAGCAAGCUAUUCAAGCCGAAGUACUCAAGAAUGGCGGUACUUUCUCUGCGAUUACCCACAGUGGCGCCUCUAACACCACAAUUCAGGCUGUGGCUUCCCAAGCUUCCGUUUGUCUGGUGUUUGCCAAUGCAGACUCUGGCGAAGGAUACAUUACCGUUGACGAUAAUGUGGGCGAUCGCAAGAACUUGACAUUGUGGCAGAACGGUGAAGCCACGAUUGCAGCCGUUGCAGGCGCAUGUAAUAACACCAUGGUUGUUCUUCAUACUGUCGGACCUGUUCUUGUUGAAGACUGGGUGCACCAUCCUAAUAUUACUGCUGUCUUGUGGGCGGGUUUGCCAGGAGAGCAAAGUGGUAACUCCAUAGUCGACGUUCUCUAUGGCGCUGUCAACCCUGGAGCCAAGACCCCUUUCACCUGGGGCAAGAAGCGGUCUGACUGGGGAGUUGAUGUUUUAUACACACCCAAUAACGGAGAGGGGGCUCCACAACAGGACUUUACUGAGGGAAUUUUCAUUGAUUACCGGUGGUUUGACAAGUACAACAUUACCCCUACUUUCGAGUUUGGUUACGGUCUUAGUUACAGCACCUUUUCAUUCUCCAACCUCAAGGUGACUCCCGUAGCUGCUUCUCCCUACAAGCCAGCCACAGGAAAAAGUAAGCCGGCACCUGUACUGGGCAAGGUCCUGAACGCCACGGCCUAUCUGUUCCCUGAUUACAUCAAACGCAUCGAAGCCUUCAUUUACCCCUGGCUCAACACCACUGAUCUCAAGGCCGCAUCUGGCGACCCACACUACGGCUGGCCUACGUCGAAGUACGUGCCUGAGGGUGCUCAGGACGGCUCUCCACAGCCCGUCAACCCGGCUGGCGGUGCUCCUGGCGGUAACCCUGCGCUAUGGGACACUGUUGCCGAAGUCAGCGUGACCGUCAAGAACACCGGCAAGGUCGCCGGUGUCGAAGUGCCUCAACUCUAUGUCUCGCUCGGUGGUCCUAAUGCUGCACCCAAGGUACUGCGUGGCUUUGGUCGCGUCUCUCUCGGUCCUGGUGAGGAGACUCAGUGGACUACUACGUUGACCCGACGUGACGUGUCAAAUUGGGACACUGUCAGCCAGAACUGGGUGGUCACCAAUUACACCAAGACUGUCUAUGUUGGCAACUCGUCCCGCAAUUUGCCACUCAAGCAGAACCUGCUUCUCAAUAUUAAGAAGUAAUGGUUUUGAUAUAGUUAUUCUUUUCUUGUACAAAGAUUUGAACAGGCUUCUAGCUAUUUGAUUGAGCAAGAAGCUGUUAAUAAUGGAGGCACCUUGGUAAUUAGACAGAACGACUUUUGCCAAUUUCAUAACUACUUCAAUAGAUUCUAAUUCAAAACAAAAUUGAUGAAAAUAAAGAAUAUUC